GAAGUCAGACGCUAGAGGUAAAAGCCAUAGAAGAAGAGCAAACAAGCGAGCAAAAACACCUUCAGAACUAUUUCAGAAGAGCUUCUCAUUUCGAGACAGCAAAACAACAGAUCGAGACCCACUGCAGGUCUGCUGAAUGACAAAAGAAACACGAGUCUUUACACGGAGAGAAGCUCAUUUAGCUGCAGUUGAAGCCAUUUCGUCAUGUGUGCCACAGAGUCCCAUCCUUCCCGCUGCCAGACCCUCCAAGCGGAGCCCCGAGAUGCCAACCCGGCGGCGGCGGGGCGCUUGGAGAGGCCCUGGGCCACCCCUCUGCGCCCGCGCACGCGCCGCCGCGUCCUCUACCCGCCGCUGGUGCGCCGGACCCUGCCCACGGAGCGGCCGGACCCGGCGCGGCGCUGGCUGCUGCUGCUGUCCGCCCUGCUCUUCCUGCAGAUCUACACGGAGGAGGUGCCCUGCUGCACCUGGGACCCCCUGCAGGGGGGGGACGUCGCCGCCGCCGCGGACCCCCAGCAGCGUCCCCUCCACCACCACCUGCAGGAGUGCGAGGCCCUGGCCCAGAGAGGGGACCUCCUGCAGCGGGGGCCCGCCGUGGGGGAGCUGGACUCGGAUCCGUGCUGUGAGCUCAGCGGAAGUCUGCCCACCCAGGCGGAGCGCGCCGGAGCCUGACUUUUCCUGACUGACUGACUGGAAGAGGCGAUUCACAGGCUUUCGGUAAUAGCGGGGCCUCUCUCUCUCUCUCUCCCUCUCCCUCUCCCUCUGUCUGUGUGUGUGCAUGUCUGUGUGUGUGUGUGUGUGUGUGGUGUGUGUAUGUGUGUGUGUGUGCUGCAGCCAGAUGAGGGGAGUAGAAGGGAGGGUAGAAAAAUUCCAGCUGUACACAGCUCCGGCUCGAGCCGCCUCGGCUGCAGUUUGCAGCGAGGCUCCCAGCCGCGGCCCGUAACCCGAUCCCCCCUUUGACGUCACAGGGCCGGUGGAAAGGGAAAGUGUUUGUGUCGGAGGGCUGGAAGGCGGGUUGUCAGACAGCCCCGUCUGCUGUCAUGACUCACAGAAAAAAGAAAACACUGGAGGAUCCCCCAGCGAACAAGGGGCGACGUGAGCACUCGGCUGACUCGGCAGUGCGCGUCAGUGUCUAACUAUAUGUCUCAGUCGCUCCAGAGCAUGCGUAAUGCGCAGAGGCUAUAUAGACAGUGCUUUUAAUGUCUAGCUUUGGUGAGCUGGCAAAUAAAGCAGAAGGGGGGAGACCCACACAGAUACCAUGAGUCAGUUUCCCGACUCUGGUGUGGAGGUUUCCCUCUGUAUUUGUUUUGUUUUUGUCUGUAAACAGUCUGUAAAAAAAGUGUAUUGUGUGUAUAUGUAUAUAAAAUGUAUAUAAAAACGAUUAAUGUCAACAAAGGUUAAUCAUUGACCAUGUUUUCCUUCUUGAGAAAAGAAUGAUUAAAUAAAAGUCUUCAUACUGUAACUUCA
Molecule: messenger RNA, 1464 nt
Organism: Sardina pilchardus (European sardine)
Lineage: Eukaryota; Metazoa; Chordata; Actinopteri; Clupeiformes; Clupeidae
Product: radiation-inducible immediate-early gene IEX-1-like
Exons: 1
Coding region: 205-669 (154 amino acids)
Biological process (GO): negative regulation of apoptotic process
Source: RefSeq, a predicted model, not a curated record